Molecule: messenger RNA, 3999 nt
Organism: Cavia porcellus (domestic guinea pig)
Lineage: Eukaryota; Metazoa; Chordata; Mammalia; Rodentia; Caviidae
Gene: Mc3r
Product: melanocortin 3 receptor
Exons: 2
Coding region: 1705-2679 (324 amino acids)
Biological process (GO): adenylate cyclase-activating G protein-coupled receptor signaling pathway; regulation of metabolic process
Cellular component (GO): cytoplasm; plasma membrane
Molecular function (GO): peptide hormone binding; melanocyte-stimulating hormone receptor activity
Source: RefSeq, a predicted model, not a curated record
CCGGCAAAUGAAAUUCAAGGGCAGCUGUAAAACACAGUUGACAUUUAAGCUGGAUCUUCAAAGAUAAGAGGCGUACACCAGGCACAAAACUGAAGAAGAGCUUGUCGGCUGUGGAGAACAUUGGGAUGGAUUUUCUCCUAAUCCACGGUACCUUCCUGCUGCAGUUAACUGUAACAGAUUCAAACCUGGAUCCCUGCCAGCACCGUGUGGUCAACACCACAGAGCCCGGCCCAUCUUGUGGUUAUUAAAACAAGGCCCACGGCUUACAGAAGAUUCCAUUAAAAGGCAGCGCUGCACCUGCGCGGCCUCCAGUGGACCCGGGAGAGGGCUGAGAGAUUAAACCUGCUCUCGCGAGCAGAGACACUGGUCGGAAGGGACAAGUCAUCCGCUCUCCCUGCAGGACACUUGGGGCCAGGAUGAAAGCCAGAAAGGCUGUCUGCACCCAGCUCAGGCCACGCAGGGGCAGGGAGAGCCCUCACAGUGACGGUCCCCACAUUAUCAUGCAGCGAGUGACACCCGUGUCCUGGAAACCACUGGCCACGGCAGUAUCAGUUCACCUCUGGGUGCUGUCAGGGGUGACCAGAAGUUCCCAGAGGAUCAAGACUGUGCUUUCCUGCAAGCCAAGGGACAGCAGUUUAGCUUUAGAAAUCAGAUUGCACCGCUGACAAUAAACCGGAAUGGGAUCUCUCAGGCCCUCGGUGAACACGCUGAGGUUCGUAUUCAAGUGCGUUUUUCUUUAAGCCAAGACUGCUGAACCGUGAAACUGGUUACAAACACAGGAAGGCAUGAAUGUCCUCCCAGCUUUCUCUCCUGAUUUUGAUAUCUUUUGUAAUUCUUGUCAAUCUCACUAGAAAAAAAAGUAUUGAAAUCUCAUUUUUAUUUGCCUUUCCCUGACCUCCUAGAACAUCUGUUCUUAGGUUUAUAAGCCAUUUGCGUUUCCCUCCCGGGGAAUUACUGUUCCUGUCCUUUGCCCAAUUUUCCUGGAGGUAAUUUGCCCUUUUCUUAUCAAUAACAAAGUGUUCUUUGUAUAUAAAACAAAGUAGUCUUUGGCUGUGGCAUACGUUUCCAUCCCGUUUGCCUCUGGACUCUGUGCAUGCUAUUUCUUCCAUACUAAAUUUAGGGCUGCUCAUCUUAACAAGAUCUCUCUCCCCGCUUAGAGUCUGUAAGUAUUUGAAACUUUCUUCUGCUUGCAUGGGCAUGGUUCUGCUUCACACACAAGUGUACAUGAUAAGAAGCUUAUGAAUCCACCUGCAGUGUGUGUGUGUGUGUGUGUGUGUGUGUGUGUCUGUGUGUGCACGCGUGUGCAUGCGUGUAUAGGAGCAAAGGAAUCUAUCUGCAGAAUCAAAUCUAACAUGAAUUAAGCAUUGACUCGGAAAGUGAUCAAAUCCUGCAGGUCACUGGACAAAUAGCUCCUCAGAGCAGCUCCUGAGAGCUGCUCCUCUCAGCUCGCCGGUGCAGACGCGCCUUCUGGCCUGCAGAGGGCGCCAGUGUGCUUCCCGAGCUCCCGCAGAAACCUCGGAACCGGACCCGCUGGCUGACGCUCAGGCAGGUGCCGGUCGCUCAGUGGUCCCUCGGCUGCACUGAGGAUGAAGUAGAGACCGCGGACCAAGGUAAGAACAAGAUCCGAGCCUGCCCCGGCCAGCCUCCAGCUCCCCUGCGCACCAGCAGCUCCCUGGUCCCGCAGGAGCCCGGCUCGCCUCGGCUAUGAACACGUCCUGCUGCCCAUCCUCUGCCCACCCGAUGCCACCUAACAGCUCCAAGCUCCCGGCUCCCUCUUCCCUCGGCAACCAGAGCAGCGGCGGCUUCUGUGAGCAGGUCUUCAUCAAGCCCGAGGUCUUUCUGGCCCUGGGCAUCGUCAGCCUGCUGGAGAACAUCCUGGUCAUCCUGGCCGUGGUCAGGAACGGCAACCUGCACUCGCCCAUGUACUUCUUCCUCUGCAGCCUGGCCGCGGCCGACCUGCUGGUGAGCGUGUCCAACGCCCUGGAGACCGUCAUGAUUGCCGUGGUCAACAGCAACGCCCUGGCCCUCGAGGACCGCUUCAUCCAGCACAUGGACAACAUCUUCGACUCCAUGAUCUGCAUCUCGCUGGUGGCCUCCAUCUGCAACCUCUUGGCCAUCGCGGUGGACAGGUACGUGACCAUCUUCUACGCCCUCCGCUACCACAGCAUCAUGACCGUGAGGAAGGCCCUGGCCUCUAUCGUGGGCAUCUGGCUGUGCUGUGGCGUCUGCGGCGUGGUGUUCAUCGUCUACUCCGAGAGCAAGAUGGUCAUCGUGUGUCUCAUCACGCUAUUCUUCGCCAUGGUGCUGCUCAUGGGCACCCUCUACGUCCACAUGUUCCUGUUCGCCCGGCUGCACGUCCAGAGAAUCGCCGUGCUGCCGCCAGCCGACGGGGCGGCCCCGCCCCAGCGCUCCUGCAUGAAGGGCGCCGUCACCAUCACCAUCCUGCUGGGCGUGUUCAUCUUCUGCUGGGCCCCCUUCUUCCUGCACCUCAUCCUCAUCAUCACCUGCCCCACCAACCCCUACUGCAUCUGCUACACCGCCCACUUCAACACCUACCUGGUCCUCAUCAUGUGCAACUCGGUCAUCGACCCGCUCAUCUACGCCUUCCGCAGCCUGGAGCUGCGCAACACCUUCAAGGAGAUUCUCUGCGGCUGCAACGGCGCCGCGAACUUGAGGUAGGGCGUGGGGACCGGGGGACCAAGCGGUCAGCACAGGGCCCCUUUGCCUCAGUAUCCAGCAGAGGUGUUUAGACAGGGUAAGAAAAGGACCUAGAAGGUAUGAAAAUGUGUCAACAGCCACGAUGGUUUUUUAAAAGAGAAAGUGACAAGAACGGGCCCCCAGGAGGACCCCAGAGUGGUCAGUCACCUCCGGUCUCCUCGUGGUCACUGCAGACAGCAGCGAGUUCCCCGCGCCACGCCAGGGCUUGCAGUGCCCGCCUGCUCCUCCACCUCGCACCGCGUCCCUCUGCUGUCCGGGCUGCGGAUGCUCACGAACAGGAAGCUGGCUCGAGUCCCCUGCAAGCGAACCUAACAGCUCGGCCCUCCGCCUGCAGGCUGCCCAGGUAGCUUUGUGCUGCUUCUGUGAAACAUCGAGCUUGCAGCCUAUGACUUGAUUCACAGGAAAACGACAGCCUCAAAACAGCGAACUCUUUGUGGGGAAAGCGAUGGGAUGCUGCUUCCCCGCUUCUGACUCACCAGCCCUUGCCAGCUUCCAAAACAGCACAGAGGGGUCCCCGCUUCCCCUCUGCUGCUCUCCUGGGGUUAGCGCAGUCAGUGAAGGCAGCCUGCAAAACCCACCGAGGAAGGGGAAAUGCUGGGGGUGACCAGGACGUUCGCGCUGUGUUUUGUGUGUGAAUAUCUUGCUAUUCCACGGGUUACCUUACAAAAAACUAAAAGAUAUUUUCUUGUUCUUCUUUUACUGCCUUUAAAACAGGAGAGGAACUGGCGGGCGGAGGGCUGUGUGUAUACUUUCCAAGAAGCCCUUCCACUGUACUUUGAGAAGCUGCAGAAGUGGGACGAGGCUUUCUUGGGAGCUCCUUUCUGCUCGUAGUAACUGUGUCUCCAUCCCAUAGUUAAGCCAACGGCGCUGGUGAAAGAAUGUUUUCUGGCUCGCUGCUCCCUUGGCUCGGCAUGAUGCCCACGUUGUGGGACGUAGUUAUCAACAUUCAUGCUUUUGUCAGAUAAAGCAGCUUCCUCCCGAGCAGAGGGUUAGGGUUCUGACGACGCUUCGGGGUCCUCUGCCCGGUCCUUUCCUGGCCUGGGUGUCUUUCAUUUGUGUAACACACAGCUCCCCGCUGUGAAUUCUUCUUCUGUGCUGUGUCUUUGCUGUACCAUCGUGGCUACCUUUUGCUGAGCACACUGGGGAGGGGGCGUGCUUACAGAAUGUCUGCAUUUGGUUCUUGUGGAUUUUUUUUGUCCCUGAAAAAUUUCUGCUCAGAUAAGCAAAACCACUUGUUUCUUGUGAUGCUUGGAAAUAAUAAAAUGCUUUCGUGGCUGCUAA